Molecule: messenger RNA, 2205 nt
Organism: Candida tropicalis MYA-3404
Lineage: Eukaryota; Fungi; Ascomycota; Pichiomycetes; Serinales; Debaryomycetaceae
Exons: 1
Coding region: 1-2205 (734 amino acids)
Source: RefSeq, a predicted model, not a curated record
AUGAUGUUAAUGAAAUCACGAGUUGCUAUCGUGUGUUAUAUCUUCUUGUUAUCAUUUGUGAUGUCUAGUUUGCUAGAAUCACUUCCAAAUUUACCAUUCAUUAAUGAAAAUCAACUUGAUAAAAGAGACGACCCCGACCCCGACCCUGUUUCCAAUUGUAAAAAGGAUAAAAAUGGUAAUCCUGUUUCAGGUAAUUGUCCUCAAUGUUUUGAUAAUAAAAAUAACCCAAAAUUUGAUAAAUGCUGCUUUGAUGAUAAAAACAAAGUUACCGCAUGUUGUGAUUGGACAUCUAAAGGUCAACCAGUACCUUGUCCACCACCAAGUACAUCAGAAGAAACCUCCGCUGAAGAAACGUCGUCAGAAGAGACAUCAAGUGAAGAGACCUCCGCCGAAGAAACCUCCGCUGAAGAGACAUCAAGUGAAGAAACUACAUCAGAAGAAACAUCCGCCGAAGAGACAUCAAGUGAAGAAACAUCAUCAGAAGAAACUUCCGCCGAAGAAACAUCAAGUGAAGAAACCUCCGCUGAAGAAACAUCAAGUGAAGAAACCUCCGCUGAAGAAACAUCAAGCGAAGAAACAUCAUCAGAAGAAACCUCCGCUGAAGAAACAUCAAGCGAAGAAACAUCAAGCGAAGAAACAUCAAGUGAAGAAACCUCCGCCGAAGAAACAUCAAGUGAAGAAACUACAUCAGCUGAAGAAACCUCCGCUGAAGAAACCUCCGCUGAAGAAACAUCAAGUGAAGAAACAUCAUCAGAAGAAACCUCCGCUGAAGAAACCUCCGCCGAAGAGACAUCAAGUGAAGAGACAUCAAGUGAAGAAACAUCAUCAGAAGAAACCUCCGCUGAAGAAACCUCCGCUGAAGAAACCUCCGCUGAAGAAACAUCAAGUGAAGAGACAUCAAGUGAAGAAACCUCCGCUGAAGAAACAUCAAGCGAAGAAACAUCAAGCGAAGAAACAUCAGCUGAAGAAACCUCCGCUGAAGAAACAUCAAGCGAAGAAACAUCAGCUGAAGAAACUACAUCAGAAGAAACCUCCGCUGAAGAAACCUCCGCUGAAGAAACAUCAAGUGAAGAGACAUCAAGUGAAGAAACCUCCGCUGAAGAAACAUCAAGCGAAGAAACAUCAAGCGAAGAAACAUCAAGCGAAGAAACAUCAAGCGAAGAAACUUCCGCCGAAGAAACAUCAAGUGAAGAGACAUCAAGUGAAGAAACCUCCGCUGAAGAAACAUCAAGUGAAGAAACAUCAAGUGAAGAAACUUCAGCCGAAGAAACUUCAGCCGAAGAAACUUCAUCAGAGGAAACAUCAUCAGAAGAGAUCCCACCGACAUCUACCGGCAAGGAAACUGAGACAUCUGAAAUUACAGAAACAGAAACAGAAACUGAGACUGUUACCUGUGUUGAAUGUUCUAAAACCUCAACUGAAACCAAAACAAAAACAUCAACAGAAACUUCGAAGCAUACUGUUGAGUCUACUGAAGUUAAAUACCACACUGUCACUAAGGAGACUACUGUUUAUGUUACUACUUGUCCAAACGGAGUUGUUACCACUGAAACAGCUAUUUGCAUUAUUGUAACCAACGAAUUUACUACAAAGACAAAGACAGAGGUUAUACAAACUACUGUUGUCAACGAACAAACUAUUACCACGACUUGCCCAAUUGAAGAGUUAUAUACCAAACAUUACACAAAGACUGUUUACACUACUCAAACCAUCGGAGAAACUGUUGUUGAAACAUGUGCUGUUAUUGUUACUACCAAUGAGCAACAAGUUGUUGUUACCAAGACGAUCCCAGUUCCAGCCACCGAAGUUGCCAAAUAUACCACCACCAUCGAAACUACGUUGACACAACCAAGAACCAUUACAUCCGAAGUCAUCGUGUACUGUACUACCAACGAACAGGGUUACACAAUUACCAAGACAAUUACAGGCGAAGAAGCUACUACUAAUGAAAUUGUUUCUACUAAAUUGACUACACAUGGUAAACCAGGAACCACUACACAAACCACAGUCGCCGGAGAAAGCACCCCAGGAACAGUUGGUAAACCUCCUACUACAUUGACAACGCCAACUAUCGAGGGUCAACAAUCAUCACCAACUCCUGCUGUUGUGUCACCAUCUAUACUUGAAGCUAUUGCUGGUCCAGCAAGACUUGGAGUUCAUCUUGAAAUCACCAUUGGUUUGAUUUGUGCUUUCAUAAUGCUAUAA